Molecule: messenger RNA, 1541 nt
Organism: Rubroshorea leprosula
Lineage: Eukaryota; Viridiplantae; Streptophyta; Magnoliopsida; Malvales; Dipterocarpaceae
Source: the annotation of a GenBank genome assembly
UUACUACCGGAGGAAAUCCGAAACUCAGGAAAAAUGGAAGUAGAAACGGAAGACCCAUGGGAAGCACUCGACCUUGACGAUUCAGACCUCCCUUCUUUUCUGCCCCCUCGCAAGCGCAAACCCCAACUCUCUUCCCCCCCAAACCCCGAAAAAUCCUUCGCCGAAUCCCCAUUUCUCCAACCCUGCUCUCUCCUUUCCGGACGAGCCACAACCCAAAACCCUCUCUCCCACCCACUUUCGCCGCACUCUGAAUCGGAGCAUCACAUUCCAGGCCCUGCCGGAGCAGUACAGGCUGCAAUGUUUCGGAAACGUCAGAAUCCGGGCAAUCAGGCUUACAUUGGGGAAGAGCUCGUUGCUACUCAGGAGUACAUUAGGAGGGCUGUGGAGGACCCUGGCGGCGAAGACGAGGAUUUUUCACGGGAUCCCUGGCUUGUCACUGUGGACUUUAUUCGUCGUGAAGGUUUGGCGGAUGGAGAUGGAGGGGCAAUUGGGACUCCCUUGAGUUCGAUAAAGAAUGGGCUUCCAAUGUACAAAGUAAAUCAGGUUGUUGCCAUUGUUAAAUCUUGCACCCCAAAUGGCCUUGGUGAUCUGAUGGUGACCCUUAAGGACCCUACAGAUACAAUUGAUGCUAGUAUUCAUCGGAAAGUCCUUGUUGAGGGGGACUAUGGAAAGGAGAUAUCAGUUGGCACUGUAUUGAUACUCCAGAAGGUUGCAGUUUUUUCCCCAUCGCCCUCUGUUCAUUAUCUCAAUAUCACAGUUGGCAAUGUUGUUAAGGUUUUCUCGAAGGACAAGGGAUUGCCAUCCAGGCAGACAGCAUCAACAGUCAAAUUUGCAAUUCAUGGUUUUGGAAACAGCAAACAGCCAUUGGUUGAACAGGGAAGAAAUGACGAAACCAGUUAUAAUCUCAGACAGGCUGCUAAUGCAAGAGGGGGAGAGCAAAGUGAUAAAGGAAUUGAAGGAGAUGAAAAUUUGGGAAGCAGCUGCUGCAGUGAUGGAAGCUACAAAAAUCAAAUUUCUGAUGCAGGGAAGGAACCCUCAUUGGUGAGACAGGAUGUGGUCAAUAUAAUGGAUAAGGUAGGACUUGGACAUCGUACCAACACUCAUGACCAAGUGGCUAUUGUGGGCAAGCAGGCCAGUGCAGGAAAUGAGGCAAGCAGAGACAACCAAUUGGAUAACAUCCAAAGCAGUGUGUCUGCAGCAAAAAUGGUUGGGAUCAAUGAUAAGCAAGAAAAUGAAACCAUACAGGGAGAGAAGCAGGGAAAACCACUAAUGUCAAGAGGUGCACUCCCUCAUUGGACAGAUGAGCAGCUAGAUGAGUUAUUUGCAAUGGAAUGAGAUGAGAUGGCUGAUGUUUGAUCACAUUCACUUCUUUACAUUUUGAUUUGCCAAAAUUUUUCACUGUUGCAACUCAAAGUGUCACAUUCUUUGUGGAUAAGGACAGCUACAUUAGUCUUGGAAUGUAUAGAUCAAAUUUAACUAGAUUGUUUCAAUCUUUCAGCAUGAAAAUGCUUUAAAAGGAAUGCAAAGCGCGGACAUUUCAU